This is a messenger RNA of Aedes albopictus (Asian tiger mosquito), 3628 nucleotides long. RefSeq lists its product as uncharacterized. Bases 387 to 3422 code for a protein of 1011 amino acids. The transcript is spliced from 8 exons. The record is from RefSeq and is a predicted model, not a curated record. Gene Ontology annotation, molecular function: metal ion binding. NCBI's taxonomy places the organism in Eukaryota, Metazoa, Arthropoda, Insecta, Diptera, Culicidae.
CACAACCCGAAAGUUUGCGUUAGUGUGUGUAAAGCUAUCCGACAAAAGCCUUAUUGUUUUCUGCUGACCGGCAUAAAAGUACACGGGCCAUUUUUCUUGUCCGCGGUGCAGUGUUUGUGCAAAAAUUGUUUUUCCUCUGUUGUUCCUUUAAAAAUCCACUUAUUUUACGUGCGGUAAUUGAGGAGUUUUAUCUCGGCAACAUUCCGAACCUAAGAACAUUUCUUGCUUGCCUUAUUCCUCUCUAUUGGUUGCUGAUUUACACCGCUCUGUUGCCAACUUGGCUGCCAAGGUACAGUAGUUCGUUGUUCCGUCGGGAGGGAAACCAAAUAUUGCAGCAGGAUCUGAUAGUGGGAAGUGAUUCUACGGACAACCGCCCAUCCGCCAGGAUGACAUUCAAGUUGAUUAGCAGCGCCAAAGCGAACGGAGUGAUUCCGGUCCGCAAGUACCGAUCGGAACGUACCGGGCUGAGUGUCAUAGUAGGCGAAGUCGAAGGUCCACUGGUGAACGGAUACUUCGCGUUGGCAACGGAAGCGCACGAUGACGAUGGUUUGCCGCAUACCCUGGAGCAUUUGAUCUUCCUAGGGUCGGAGAAGUAUCCGUACAAAGGAAUCUUGGAUCUGGUUGCCAAUCGAUGUUUGGCAUCCGGAACGAACGCCUGGACGGAUACGGAUCACACCUGUUACACGAUGACCACUGCCGGAAGUGGCGGUUUUCUGUCGCUGUUGCCUGUUUACCUGGAUCAUAUUCUUUAUCCAACUCUGACCGAUUCGGGCUUCAUAACGGAAGUGCACCAUAUUUCCGAGGAAGGUGAAGAUGGCGGAGUGGUUUACUGUGAAAUGCAGGGGCGCGAAAACACCGGAGAGUCGCGGAUCCAUCAGGAUAUGCUUCGAGCCAUUUAUCCGAAGUCCGGUUACAGCUCGGAAACCGGUGGAAUUAUGGCCAACUUGCGAACCAGCACCAACAAUGAAAAGGUUCGGGCUUAUCACGCUGGGUUCUAUCGGCCGGAUAAUCUACACGUGAUCAUCACCGGUCAAAUUGAACCGGAGGAUAUUUUCAAGGCGUUGGAACCAGUGGAAGAGAAGAUUCUUUCCAAGGGUAGUCUGUCGGCAUUUACACGCCCGUGGCAAACGCCAGUGGCGCCGUUGGACGAAUCGAAGGACCUUAAAAUUCUCUAUCCUGCCGACGAGGAAGAUUGUGGCUUGGUUAAUGUGGCGUGGCGUGGGCCCAAGGCAACAACUGAAUACGAAGAGUUGACUGCGUGUUCCGUCCUUUUGCGGUACCUUUCGGAUACAUCGGUAAGCCCUCUGCAGCGAGAGUUUGUGGAGAUUGAAGAUCCGUACGCCAGCCGAGUAGGAUAUAACAUUGCGGAAAAUGCCGAAUCUCUUCUGUACAUCUCGUUCGAAAAUGUCCCACUGGGCAAGGUGGACGACAUUCACGCAAAACUGAAACAGGUUUUGGAGCGUAUUGGCAAGGGAGAGGAGAAGAUCGAUAUGAAACGGAUGGAGAACGUGUUGGAGAGAUACAUUUUGGAAUCGCUGAGCAACCUGGAAAGCAGUCCGCACGAUAACGUGGCGUUCCAUGUCAUUGGGGAUGUUCUCUAUGGAGCCGUGGAGCAAGAUUUCGAUAAUCGUCUAAACGCAAACAGGUUCCUUCAGAAGCUCAAGGAAAAGAAAGAAGACUUCUGGGUUGGUUUGCUAAAUAAGUAUCUCGUUGAUGCAAAACACGUUGUAGUCCGCGCCGUCCCUAGCAUCGAAGAGCAGAAGCGAUCGGCCAAGGAGGAGAUGGAUCGUAUCGAACAGCAGAGAGCCGAUCUGGGCGAGGAAGGUUUAGCCAAGAAGGGCAAAGAGUUGGCCGAUGCCAUGGCCGCCAACGAAGUGCCUCCACCGGAUGAGAUGUUGACGUCGAUUCCGGUUCCGUCUACCGAUGGAAUCAAAUUCCACCCGGUACAGAUAUUCAAGGCUACCGACGGAGGAAAGAAUCCAGCUGGAUUGGAUCUACAGAAACUACCCGUGUAUGCGGAGGCAUAUCAUUUGCAUACAAACUUCUGCUACCUCAUGGUAACGAUGAACACCGAUCCCGUGGAGCCGGAACUACGACCAUACUUACUACUGCUAAUGGAGCUGCUUACGGAGUCGCCGAUCCGACGUGGCGACGAGCUGAUUCCAUACGAAGCAGUGGUUGCAGCCCUCGAAGCUGACACCAUCGAAACCGAGGCACGGCUAGGUAUCGAAACGAGAAACCGCUUCAGUCUAGGACCAUUCGCCAAUAGUGCCACUUUGUCGAUGCAAGUCGUUCGAGGCAAGUACGAAACCGGCAUCAACUGGAUUGCCGAACUGCUGCACAAAACUGAAUUCACGACGGAUCGAGUCAAGGUCUGCGCUUCAAAAAUGGUAAACGAUGUGGCGCAAGCAAAACGGGAGGGUAACUCCAUUGUGCGGGACCUACUGAAGGCUAUGUAUUACGAAAAAGAUAGCAACGUUCGCGUGAGUUCCCUUCUCAAGCAGCAGAAGUUUUUGAGUGCACUUAUCGAACAGCUCGAUAGUGAACAAGGGGCCGAGAAGGUGAUCAACAAGCUGAACAAAGUUCGUGACGUCAUUACACGGCCGGAGAACUUGGGGUUGCACAUUGCGGCCGAUUGGGAGGAGAUGGCUAAACUGCAAAUCGAUUUGGAGGCACCGUGGAGCAAGUUGGUUGCAUCCGAGACGACUGACCUAAAAAAAGAGUUUGUCGUUGUUCCGGACUGGAAGCUGAUGAACAUGGAUGGUAACUUGGAGGAUUCCACUGGUGUCGUCGUUGGUAUGGGUAGCGUCGAAAGCGCCUUCCUGUACCAGAGCUCGAAAGCCAUCACCGAUUUUAAUGACGAGGAUCUUGCACCCCUACUGCUGUUCCUGCAGUAUUUGACCCAGCUGGAGGGACCUCUGUGGCGUCAAAUCCGCGGUCAAGGAUUCUCCUACGGAUACAACAUUGUUCCUCGUCCCAAUGAGGGUUUGUUGUACUUUACGCUAUACCGUGCAACGAAUUUGGUGGCAGCCUACAAGGAAGCCAAGUCAAUUACCGAAAAACAACUCCAACCGGAUGCCGAGUGGGACUCCACGCUCCUAGAGUCUGCUCGCAGUUCGUUGAUCUUCGAAAUUAUCGCCCGCGAAAAGAGCAUCGGCAACGUGGUAGAGCAGUCAUUCCUUGCCAGCUUCAAACAGGUAACGGCCGGAUAUAACCAAGCGCUGGUCCGCCAGGUCGGAAAGGUCACCGAAGCCGAUUUGGCCCGGGUGGGGGCGAAGUAUGUGAAGCAACUAUUUUCGGCCGAGGCACGCACGGCCAUCGUGUGCCACCCAGACAAAGCUGCCGACGUUGCCACUGCCUUCAACCAGCUUGGUCAUAAUCUGAAGGUUGAAAACAGUUUGGAGGGCAGUAUUCUGGCCUGAGUUAUGUUCGUGUAGGCCAUAGUUUCAACAAUAUUGCAUUUGUCUCGUUUGUGUCUCUAACGCCACAGGGUGUAGCAAAAAUAUGUCAAAUUAUGUUGUGUUUAGCAAAUAAUUUUAGACACUGUGUAGCACCGUAGCUCGUCAUAUUAUACGUACUUUUUUCGAAGUCAGUUAAUACAACUGCUUGAAAUAAACUUAGGGUAUCG